AUCCGAUUCUUCUUUCCCCGCUCUCUCUAUCUCCCUUCCCUUUUUCGCUGGAACUGCUCUCUCUCUCCAAGGCUUUCUAGGGUUUCUCUAUCUGUUCCCGUUUUCCGCCUAAUCCGAUCGCCGGCUCCGUGAUUCUUCCACAACCUCUUUGUACUCAAGGUAAAGGUAUGGCAUUGGAAGUUACCCAGUUGCUCUUAAAUGCGCAGUCAAUUGACGGAACUGUUCGUAAGCAUGCCGAAGAAAGUCUCAAGCAAUUUCAGGAGCAAAACCUUGCAGGGUUCUUGUUGUCACUUGCUGGGGAACUGGCAAACGAUGAGAAGCCAAUUGAGAGCCGAAAAUUAGCUGGUUUGGUUCUAAAAAAUGCUCUUGAUGCAAAGGAACAACACAGAAAAUAUGAGCUUGCCCAAAGAUGGCUGUCUCUAGACACAACAACUAAGUCUCAGAUCAAAACAUUCUUGUUGAAGACACUUUCCUCUUCUGUACCUGAUGCACGUUCAACUGCAUCUCAGGUGAUUGCUAAGGUUGCGGGUAUUGAGUUGCCGCUGAAGCAGUGGCCUGAGUUAAUAGUAUCUCUUCUCUCGAACAUUCAUCAGUUGCCGGCUAAUGUCAAGCAAGCCACUUUAGAGACUCUUGGAUACUUGUGUGAAGAAGUUUCUCCUGAUGUUGUAGAUCAGGAUCAUGUAAAUAAGAUACUCACCGCUGUGGUUCAGGGUAUGAAUGCUUCAGAAGGAAACAAUGAUGUCAGACUUGCUGCAACACGGGCUUUAUACAUGGCUUUGGGAUUUGCUCAGGCAAAUUUCAACAAUGACAUGGAGCGUGAUUACAUCAUGAGAGUUGUGUGCGAAGCUACACUGUCUCCGGAGGUGAAAAUCAGACAGGCUGCGUUUGAAUGUUUAGUUUCCAUAGCUUCAACAUACUAUGAGAAGUUGGCUCCUUACAUGCAAGAUAUAUUUAACAUUACCGCGAAGGCUGUUAGAGAAGAUGAGGAAUCUGUGGCUCUGCAAGCUAUUGAGUUUUGGAGUUCGAUUUGUGACGAGGAGAUUGAUAUCUUGGAAGAAUAUGGAGGUGAUUUCACUGGGGAUUCUGAUGUUCCAUGCUUUUACUUUACUAAGCAGGCUCUCCCUGCUCUUGUGCCUUUAUUGUUGGAAACACUUCUUAAGCAAGAGGAAGAUCAGGAUCUGGAUGAAGGGGCUUGGAACAUAGCGAUGGCUGGUGGGACAUGUUUGGGACUGGUUGCAAGGACGGUUGGAGAUGAUAUUGUGCCACUUGUCAUGCCAUUCAUUGAAGAGAACAUAUCUAAGCCAGACUGGAGACAGCGAGAAGCUGCAACUUAUGCUUUCGGCUCCAUUUUGGAGGGUCCUUCUGCAGAUAAAUUAAUGACAAUUGUUAACGCCGCGUUAACAUUUAUGCUUAGUGCUUUAACGACUGAUCCAAACAACCAUGUGAAAGACACCACCGCUUGGACCCUUGGCCGGAUAUUUGAGUUCCUUCAUGGUUCAGUUAUUGAUACACCAAUAAUUACCCAAGCAAACUGUCAACAGAUCAUUACUGUGCUACUUCAGAGCAUGAAAGAUGCUCCGAAUGUUGCUGAGAAGGCUUGUGGAGCUCUGUAUUUCCUUGCUCAAGGCUAUGAGGAUGUUGGCCCAAAUUCUCCUUUAACACCCUUCUUCCAGGAAAUUGUUCAGUCCCUUCUAGCUGCUACACACAGAGAAGAUGCGACAGAGUCUCGCCUUAGGACAGCCGCGUAUGAGGCACUGAAUGAAGUUGUCAGGUGUUCAACUGAUGAAACAUCAACCAUGGUUCUGCAGUUAGUACCUAUUAUAAUGAUGGAGCUUCACAAGACUUUGGAAGGCGAGAAGCUUUCAUCCGAUGAGAGAGAGAAGCAGAAUGAGCUGCAGGGCCUUUUAUGUGGAUGUUUGCAGGUCAUAAUACAGAAACUGGGAUCAUCUGAACCAACCAAGUAUGCCUUCAUGCAGUAUGCAGAUCAAAUGAUGGGACUGUUCUUGAGGGUGUUUGGUUACAGAAAUGCAACUGCGCAUGAGGAAGCCAUGCUUGCAAUUGGGGCUCUUGCCUAUGCAGCAGGUCCUGAUUUUGCUAAAUACAUGCCUGAGUUAUACAAGUACUUGGAAUUGGGUCUACAAAAUUUCGAGGAGUACCAAGUUUGUGCUGUUACUAUUGGUGUUGUGGGUGAUGUCUGCAGAGCGCUGGAGGACAAAAUAUUGCCUUACUGUGACGGGAUCAUGACGCAACUUCUCAAGGAUUUGUCAAGCAACCAGUUGCACCGAUCAGUAAAGCCACCGAUAUUUUCCUGUUUCGGUGACAUAGCACUGGCAAUUGGGGAGAACUUUGAGAAAUACCUGAUGUAUGCAAUGCCCAUGCUUCAGAGUGCAGCUGAGUUAUCUGCUCACACAUCUGGAGCUGAUGAUGAAAUGACAGAGUACACAAACUCUUUGAGAAAUGGAAUUCUCGAGGCUUACUCUGGCAUCUUUCAAGGUUUCAAGAACUCUCCGAAAACCCAGUUGCUGAUUCCUUAUGCACCCCAUAUCCUCCAAUUUCUGGACAGUAUAUAUAUGGAGAAAGACAUGGAUGAGUUGGUGAUGAAGACUGCGAUUGGGGUCCUAGGAGAUUUAGCCGAUACACUAGGGAGUCAUGUGGGUGCGUUGAUACAGCAGUCUGUGUCGAGUAAAGAGUUCUUAAACGAAUGUCUGUCUUCUGAGGACCACAUGAUUAAAGAAGCAGCAGAAUGGGCCAAGCAUGCCAUUGGCCGUGCCAUUUCCGUUUGAGGCUGAAAAAAAAAUCCCUUUAGUUUCCGCUAUUUAGAAGUCUGAAUGCAUCUGGGGUGUGUCUGAGUUGAGUUGAGUUGAGUUUGGUCGGGGUCGGGUACUGCAUCAGUCUUGAGUAAAACCAGCAUCUUCACUGUAGUUGGGUCAGCGUCAAUGGUUCAGAUGUCGUUUUUUCAUCGAGGAGGAGGUAAGCCGGGGUAUGUAUUAGCGGGUAAAGGCAGUCCAAAGGAGUAGAGAACGACGUCAUUCUCAGUCUUAAGAGAAGAAUCUCGAGUCAGUGGUUGGGGGAGGGGAAGAGAGAUUAGAUUAGUAGUUUUGAGUAAAUAAUGCAUGUCGGGAGGUGUCCGGUUCGUUUGCUGGGUAUUCGGACAAGGUUAAAAAAACAGGAUUUUGCUGUUGUCUGUCAUGUCUUUAUUUUUAUGUUCUUUCACCCCCCCGAGAGUGGGGGGAGGUCGGUUUUGAUAGUCACUGCAUUUUUGUAAGACAUUCCCUUCUUGAUUUAUUUUGUUUGUUGUCUUUUUUUUCUUUUGGGAUUAUUUGGUCAAGUCUCAAAUCUGAAUCUGCACCUGCGGGUAGUGUCAUGAAGCAUUUGUCAUCUUUGGGGGUCUGUAUGUUGAUCAGCAUAUUCUCUCUCUCUCUUUUCCCUUAUUAUAGUUUUUCACAUGUCUGUAUACUUUCUGUACUGCACUCAGUUACAUGUGGGGUUCGUUUGUUCAUCUUUUGUUUUUUAGGUUCUCAAAAGUCAAAUGUCACAUAUCAUAUUUGCAUCCAUAGAAAGGAAAAAAGUUGCUUUUGUUA
Molecule: messenger RNA, 3581 nt
Organism: Tarenaya hassleriana
Lineage: Eukaryota; Viridiplantae; Streptophyta; Magnoliopsida; Brassicales; Cleomaceae
Product: importin subunit beta-1
Exons: 3
Coding region: 168-2783 (871 amino acids)
Biological process (GO): protein import into nucleus
Cellular component (GO): cytoplasm; nucleus
Molecular function (GO): small GTPase binding; nuclear import signal receptor activity
Source: RefSeq, a predicted model, not a curated record